Messenger RNA from Closterium sp. Naga37s-1, 966 nucleotides. The record is from the annotation of a GenBank genome assembly. Lineage: Eukaryota; Viridiplantae; Streptophyta; Zygnematophyceae; Desmidiales; Closteriaceae.
AUGGCGAGAAAAGGCGGGCAAUUAGUAGGUAUUCUCGAUGUGCAUAUCCUUCAGGCUGAGAGACUACCGAAUCGGUCCACACUCGGGGCUCAAGAUGUGUACGCCAAGGUGCUGUGCGGUGAUCGGGACCCGCUCGGACGAGUCGCACUCACGACGCGGGCGAUCAAGGGAGGAGGCACGGACCCAGUCUUCGAUCAACGGCUGCAGGUUGGGAUUCCCGAGCGUGCCACCGAGGGCGUUAGAGACCCAGCCAAGAUGGAUUUGAUUCAGGCACUGAGGGACGUGGCAGAAGUGGAUAGGCUGGUCGGCAGCAGCAGCAGCAAGAGAUUGCGGUCCCGAUCUGGCCCCCUGAGGAUGGGCGAUGCUGAGUCUGCAGGCCUUGCUGCUGAGUCAGCAGGCCCUGUUGCUGAAUCAGCAGCCACUGCUGGGUCAGCAGGCUCGGACACGUCAUCAGCGGUGGAAGCAGUUACUGCGGGUGGUGGUGCUGCGUCUGCUAGUGCAGGUUCGGGGCCCGAGCCUGCUGGCCCGGGGCAACGCAGGCUGAGAUACCGAGCCAGGUCCGGGCCUCUGCAUGGUUCGGCAGGUGGCUCGGGCGGCCGUGGGGCAGGCAGGACGGGAGGUUCAGGAAGGCUGAUGAGCAGUAGCGGGGAACUCUAUAAGGAGGCAAAGGGAACGGAGGGCGAUAACAGGCAGGAAUCCUGGACAGGCGAAUUGGGCAAACGGAUUGGUGGGUUUGGGGAAUGGACUGGUGAAGGGAUGGGCGAAAAGAUUGGUGAAGGGAUGGGCGAAAGGAUUGGUGAAGGGAUGGGCGAAAGGAUUGGUGAAGGGAUGGGCGAAAGGAUUGGUGAAGGGAUGGGCGAAAGGAUUGGAGUAACUGGAGGGUGGUCAGGAGGGUCUGGUAGGGGCAGCACGGAGCUCAGUACUCCGUCUCCUCCUUUUCCUCUCGUUCAGCCCGGGCAGCACUGA